Didymodactylos carnosus is the source of this 1379-nucleotide messenger RNA. Lineage: Eukaryota; Metazoa; Rotifera; Eurotatoria; Philodinida; Philodinidae. The record is from the annotation of a GenBank genome assembly.
CCAUAAACCUAAUGCAUGAACAAAUUGCCAGUUAUAAACACGUUGAAUAUUUUCCUAAAAAAGUAAUUCGACGUAAAAAGCAGUACACUUAUUUCAUGCAUCUAAAUAAUCUGAAGUAAAAACCAAGCGACCGAAACUAAAAAGAAUUGUGUAGUUUAUUUUCGGAUUUGAUCAAUAAAAUUGUCCACUUCAAAGAAAGUUACGACUCGAAGAAAACUGAAACGGGUAAAGGUUUAAAUUGGCAAAGGUCAAUGAAUACUGAACAAAAAAUUCAUCAAUUACCUGAACGACUUGCUGAAAUGAAACCUUUAUCUGAUGAAGAAGGUGAAGAUGAUCAACCAUUAAGCAAAGAAGAACAACAAGUUACUACUGAAAUGAUCGAAAAAUGGGCUAAUCAACUUCAAAAAACUCAACCAACCUUAAAUAGUAUUCGACAUGUCCUACGUAGUUUUGGUUUAGCUGUUCAAUCUGCUUAUGGUGGAGCUGAUGUAUCAGCUGAUACUGAUGAUAAAACAAAGAAAAAGAAAAAGAAACAAUUGAAAACUGAUGCAAUUGAUGAUCCGGAAUCAUUUAAUGCAAUUGUUCGUGUAUGUUUGAAACAAUUAUUACCAGCUAUUUAUCGAUUUCUUCGUAUUAAACUUGUUACAACAAGUAAAUUAAAACCAGAAACAAGUACAAAUUGGAAAUAUAUUGAACAAAUUAUGAAAAAAUACUUAUUUAAUUUUACACGACUCAUUUCAAUGAUUAAUGUUUCAAGUACAUUGAAUAUUCUUCUUCGUCAUGUUCGAUCUCUUAUUCCAUUUGUUAUUAUUUUACCUAAUACACGUCAAGCACUUGUUAAAAAAAUGUAUUUGGAUUACUUGAAAAACUGCAAAUUUACAUUACCAACAACACUUCCAUUAAUUAAUUUUAUACAAAGAUCUUUAGUUGAACUUUAUUCAUUGGAUCCAACAGUUACUUAUCAACAUGGUUUUGUUUUUCUUCGACAACUUGCUGUUCAUUUACGUACAGCUACUCAAAAUAAAAAACCAGAAAAUAUUCAACGUGUUUAUAACUGGCAAUUUGUUCAUGCAUUAGGUUUAUGGACUAGUGUUAUUGGAGUAUUAUAUAAUAAUAAGGAAAAACUGAUUCAACAACUUGUUCAUCCACUGCCAGAGCUUAUUGUUGGUACAAUCAGGUUAGUACCAACAGCUCGUUAUUAUCCAUUACGAUUUCAUUGUGUUCGUCUUCUAAUAAAACUGGCUCAAUUGACACCAGUAUUUGUGUCUGAUGGUUUAAUGGAUCAGUUCUAUGAACUUGUUGUGAACUAUCUUGUUCAUUAUACUCAUCAUGUUACAUUUCCUGAACUUGUUUAUCCAUUAAUACUUAAAUGUAUAUAA